UUUCCCGGCAGGCGGCGGCACGGUCGCGCUCAACGGGCGCUUUAAAUUUCACACGCGACGCGUCUUUGUAAACACGCGUCCCUUUCCUACCAUCACGGUCGGGCACGGUCUCUUUAAUCCUAUUUUCGAAACGCUCCCUCUCGCCUGUUGUCCCGCGUUUUAUUUGCCAGUCGCAUCACGUCCUUAUAACGAUAAAACCGUUCUCUCCUCGUUCCGCCUUCUAUUUCGAGUGUCUUACGGAGCUGGUAUUUCACUUUUGCCGAGAGAAUGGGACGUCCGGUUGACAGUGGGGCUCCGCGGUGAACGAGCCUUGCGCGAUACUUUGCCGCGUGCAUUAACCGAUGCACACAGCUUCGCGUUCGAUUGUCCUGUCGAGUGUACAGUGUCCAAGGAACGAGACCAGACGAAAUGAACGAAGCCUCCUCGUCGGCAUAAUCGUGCUCCAAUGAAAAUGUGAUUGGUCGUCCGUUUCUUCUUCUUCCUCUUCUUCUUUCUGCUCCUCCUCCUGCGGUUACUUAAAUGUCUCGGGGUGGAUGCUUUCGAAAAUUUACUUGUUGGGCAUGAAUGGACAGGUGCAACCCUCCAGGGAGAGGUUAGGAGGUUUGGGUAAUAGUACAAUAGGAUUGUUUUCUGGAAUGAUUGCCACAGAUCGUGUCCCAAACAUACAACUCAACAUUACAAACAAUGGAUUGCCUAUGGAUGAUUGCAAUGUUGCAACAGAGGUCGAUAGUAAAGUCAAGACAAAGCUGAUGUCUAUGUGGAAUAAUGUCAAAUAUGGUUGGACUAUAAAGAUGGUGAAACCAAACUUUUCCAAAGAAUCACCAGUAUUUUUGCUUGGGAAAAUUUAUAGAAAAAAGCCAGAAGAAUUUUUGGAAAAGGCUUCAGAGGCUGAGAAAACAUUAGACACAGGAAGCGAAAUAUCUUUAGCAAUAGAUGCUAUUAGUUUUGAGGAUGGUAUAGAGGAAUUUAAGAAAGACUUCAUGUCUAGACUUUGGUUAACAUAUAGAAGAGAAUUUCCUAUUUUGAACGGAUCUACAUUUACCACUGACUGUGGCUGGGGUUGCAUGCUACGUAGUGGUCAGAUGAUGUUGGCACAGGCACUAGUCUGCCAUUUUCUUGGAAGAGAAUGGCGGUGGCAGCCCGACCAGCCGAUAAAAACACAACAACAACAAUUGGACGAAUAUAAUCAUAGACUAAUUAUAAAAUCGUUCGGAGAUCUACCUGAACGUAUAUCUCCGUUUUCGAUACAUGCGCUUGUAUCUUUGAGUGCAUUGUGGGGAAAACGUGCUGGAGAUUGGUAUGGACCAUCCUCUGUUGCACAUUUAUUAUGUCAAGCGGUGGAGAAUGCGGCCGAACACCACCCAGUAUUCAGUAACUUGGCUGUUUAUGUUGCUCAAGACUGUGCAGUUUACCUGCAGGAUGUUGAAAGUGUAUGUCAAAUGCCUGAUGGCAAAUGGAAAUCUCUUAUUCUUUUCGUACCUUUAAGGCUUGGUGCUGACAAAUUGAAUCCUAUCUAUGCAUCUUGUUUGACACAUUUACUUACCUUAGAUACCUGUAUUGGAGUUAUUGGUGGUCGACCCAGACACUCGCUAUACUUCAUUGGUUUCCAGGAAGAUAAACUGAUUAACUUAGAUCCACAUUAUUGUCAAGAAACUGUUGAUGUAUUAAAAGAUAAUUUCCCUCUAACGAGUUUUCAUUGUACUUCGCCGAGAAAGAUGUUGAUUUCAAAAAUGGAUCCCAGCUGUUGCGUUGGAUUUUAUUUCCAUACCAAAAUCCAGUUCACGAACUUUAUGGAGAUUGCUCCCUCCUAUUUGGUGCCCGAAGAUGAGAAAGUUGAUUAUCCUAUGUUCUUGUUCUGUGAAGGGAGUGGAAGAGAUCUCCAUCAAAAAAUUGAAAUUGCAGAAAAUAUCCCGUCUACUACCUCUUUUACAGGUAACGAAUCGUACGAUGAUGACCUCGAUGAGUGUGAAGAGUUCAAAUUGGUUCAAUGAGACAUGUACCAACGUACAUUCAAACAUUGAAUACUUAAAGACAAUUCUCGGAGAAAGAUGAUAAUAUUAAAUUCAUCGUAAUUCUCCUUUCAUUCGUCCACACAUGUACAGUGAAAGAUAUUCAAUUAAUGACUUCAGUAGAUACAGAUUUGCAUAAUAUUAGACGUUAAAUCUUACUUUGUGAAAUGAAUUUGUGCCGCAAGAAAAAAGAGAAGGAACCACCGUUCUUUAGAUCUAAACGUGUCUAUAGGAUGACACGAAUAAGUACAUCAAAUAUUUUCCAUUCACGAUAAAAAAAACAGAGUAUGUAGACUUAAAAGAGCGUUAUCAUCGUCAACACAUAAUUCUGUGAUCAUAAUUUAAUGCGGCUUUUCUAUCUUAUACGUUAUUGCACAACAUUUUGUUACGUUGUUUUUUUGAUCUCAAAAGAAAAGUAGAAAACUGAUUGCCUUUAAGAAUUGUUAGAUUAAUUUAGCGUACGAUUUAUAAUUAUACUAGGAUUAUUUCGAAGAAAUAUUUAUUUGACGCGUUCGCGUCGACGAUCACGUCGAGACUUGCGUAGAUCGUAAGUUGACGAUUUUUGCUAUGAAGAGUAAUUUUUAUAACAUUUCUUAACUCCGUAUGGAAAUGUUCCUGAUAUAACUUAAUUUAUAAUGCAGCAAUACUGUAAUUCCUUGCAACAUGACCAUACUUCAUUCCUUCAUCGAUCAACAAAAAAUGCGCGUGAGACACAAACCAUAUCUACCUUCAAAACGAACAUUUAAGCUCGAAUGAAUUUCAUCAAAUUUUUUUUCAUAACGAAACAUUCUAAGUUAUCUAUUUAUUUAUUUAAUAUACUAAUAUUUGCUUCUGACGACUGUUCUGAACUUAUACUAAGUUCUCGCGCUUUGUCGCGCCUUAUUAUUGCAUUCGACAUAACGUUUUAUGUUAUGAAAAAGAAAUAUGCGAUUAACCAAACGUAUAUUGUAGUAAUAUUAAGGCUACUGUUAUUAACUGAGGAGUCACCUUAAUUUUUUUCGAGAAUUGAAAAAGAAUAAGAAUGUGAGUGUGAUAUAUAAUGUAUAUUAUUCUCAUAUUGUUAAUAGGUCUGUACACAAUUAAAAAUUGUUAAAAUUCUUAUAUCGGUACAGUUACAAAUAAAAGGAAAAGAGCUAUAAGAGUAAACUUUCAAUGUUUAUUACCUCUUUAGAGUCGCAAAUUCACUUUAUUUUCUCUAGAACAAUUAUAAACAGAAUAUAUAAUACAUUUGCAUUACACAAGCCCAACAAUUAUUUCAUAGCUCCAAUUUCUUUGAUCCCAUUUGUAUUACAAUAUACCAUACUUACAAAUAAUUUCCAUAAAAAAAUGACAAAUCGAACUCAUUGCUAACUUACGUAAAUUAGCGUAUUUACAAUUGGCAACGUUCUUUCGUGUUAUUGUUAGAAUAUUUGUUUCUUUCUUAUCAUAACAUAACAUGUCAAAUCUGAUGUGACAAUAUUAAAAUAAGGUGUGCGUCGUGAUACAGAAUGUUGAAGACAUAGUAUAAAAUACGAUGCUCGUAAAGCAAGUGAAAGUUGUAUACGUUUAAAAGUUGAACAACUUUGUACUAUAUUGAUAAGAAAUGUUGUAUGUACGUGUACAUACACGAAAAACGACAGAAAAAUACAUUAUGGACCUUUCUGAUUUUCCAUACAGUCACACGGUUUACACAUAUGUAUGCACACAUAAAGUACUAUUAUUACAUCCUAUUGGAAGCAUAUGGUCGCUAUCAGUUUGGAUACUCCACUAGUUCAACACGCAUUUUUUUUACAUAGAGGUACGCUCUAGCGAUUAGUCGGCUAUGAUAAAAAUUUCGUGAUUGUGUCCUUGACGUGCGGCCAUAGCUCGUCUGUAGUAUUACCGCGGAAAGUAUUCAAUAUACCAAUACCUUCAUAGAAAGCUAAAAUAGGUUCAUUCUCGGCAAUGUACCUGUCCAGUCUCUUUUUUACGAUCUCUACCUUAUCGUCUUCUCUUUUGCUCAACGGUUCACCGGUUACAUCAUCUUUGCCCUGUGAAAAGGUCCGACGUGUCUUUAAUUAGAAUCAAUUACCAGGUAAAACGGGGGAUAGGCUUUUCUCUAAAUUGUACGGAGCUCAAAUCAGAGUUAACUAUUUAUUCCCACUUACUGGCACUUUGGGACUGUUGAAUCCGAUAUUGUAGACUCUGCCGCUGGGCAAAUGAACCCAUCUGUUCUCUACGCGCUUCAGAAUCACUGACACCGGCACGUCAAGGUAGAGGACAAGGUUCACGGGAUGAACUUUCUGCAGCUUUUCCGCUUGCUGCAACGUUCUCGGGAAUCCUGUGUCAAUGCCAACUAUUUAUUCAAAUUUAGUUGCAUACGCGUGGCCACCCUCGUUCAAGGUCACCCCAAUCGCCGUCGCCGAUACAAUUUUAUCCUAUCACUCACCGUCCAACAGCCAAUUUUUGUCGUUCACCGUUUCGAUUUCCUUGUUUAUCAUCGAGAUCAUCACAUCGUCGGGGACAAAUUUGCCGGACAGCACGUAACUCGAUACGGUCUUGCCCAAUUCUGUAUCAACGGAAAGGAAAAAUACAUUCGUGGGUUGCGGUCACGAUCGGACUGUUUAUCAUCGAUUAAUAUUGCAGUGCACUUUGGAGCGGAUGAUAAAAGUUGUACCCGUGCAUCAAAAAUAAAUUUACACGCGCGCCGCUAUUUAUUUAGCGUUGGUCUAAGUAUAAAUUACUUUAACGUGUAUAUAAAUGUUUGCAACUCGCUUGCCAAGAAAUAAAAUUCUGAAAUAACUUGCGGAUCUUUUUCAAAUAAAUUACACUUGCUCGGCGGAUGGUUCGUUCUUUCGAUGAGGGAAUUUUGUGAAUAGAAUUAAUGUGUACUUUAUUCGACUUCGAUGUUUGUAAACAGGAGGGUGAAUAAAUUGAUAAUGGCAUCCUUCGAAAUAAUAUCGGUAUCGAGAGUAGGGGACUAUCUAAUCGUGUCCAAUUUAACUCUCCUCGUGAUAGAGUACCCUCCUCCGAGGGAAGUUAUAAUUUAUAGCGAAUUAAACGAAAUCACGUCAGAAUACUUUCGUCUCUCGAAGCGAUCGAUAUGGAUCUUAAUUUUAGAAAAGAUUUUACUUGGUUUACUAUUCAGUUAGAAAAAUGUAAAAAUAUUAAUCUACUGUUAACCAUGUAGUAUUACUUCGAUGUAUACCGUUUCUCCAUAAAAGAACACUUGUUACUAUUCCAUGCAUUUCUUUAAAGUCGAAUAAGAAAAAAGUCUAAAGAGAUCGAUAAAAAAAAAAGUGACAUUAUCAGUGUCAUGUCUUAAUUUCGAUUACAAUUUAUAAUUUAAUAUUGAAUCGCCGAGUAGCGCUUUGAGAUCAAUGAAAAAUCAUUAAACAAGCUAGUCGUGACCUGAUUAAUCGGACGACAUCGAAAGAACAAGUGUUCUUCGACGUUUCGCAAUAAAUGUGUUAUGAAAUUGACAUUGAAGUUUAAAGUAAUGUACCUAGAACCGAAAUAUGCUUUUGAUAACGUCGACCAGAUCCUGAAGUCUUGUAUCAGAGAAGCAAUAUUGGUUCGAUGUACAAAACUGAUCCCAGAUUUUUAUCGAGACGACUUAAGCGACUGUGUAAUCCACGGUUAGUGGAUUUCUGCACGUACCGGUACCACUGGUCAUGUGAACACGUAAUUUGUCACCGCUAGAUAUGUGAGCCACUUUGAAAUGUUC
Nomia melanderi (Alkali bee) is the source of this 5694-nucleotide messenger RNA. It is a transcript of the gene Atg4b, whose product is annotated as Autophagy-related 4b. The record is from RefSeq and is a predicted model, not a curated record. Gene Ontology annotation, cellular component: cytoplasm. Gene Ontology annotation, biological process: piecemeal microautophagy of the nucleus; protein delipidation; protein processing. Gene Ontology annotation, molecular function: cysteine-type endopeptidase activity; protein-phosphatidylethanolamide deconjugating activity. Lineage: Eukaryota; Metazoa; Arthropoda; Insecta; Hymenoptera; Halictidae.